Molecule: messenger RNA, 768 nt
Organism: Cylicocyclus nassatus
Lineage: Eukaryota; Metazoa; Nematoda; Chromadorea; Rhabditida; Strongylidae
Source: the annotation of a GenBank genome assembly
AUGUUUAAAAGGACAGUGGCGGCAAUUCUCCAUCAGCCAAUGAUGCUAACGUUCAUCAUACUUUCUGAGUUAAUCAUCUCCACCGUUGUGAGGUCUCAAGAUUACUAUGACCUUGUUUACCCACCGCUUUGUCCUAAUGGAAAAAUGGACGAGUAUACCAUUGAUGAUUACAUUGUAAGAAAUCUCAACGUCAACUACCGUCUACAGCUUCUAAAAGGAGUUGAAAAAAUCGGAACUACAAUGCCAAAAGGGAAAGUGAUGAAAGCUCUGCAAUGGGAUUGUGAUCUCGAGCAAGCAGCUAUCAAUGCUUUCCCUGCCGAUUGUCCAAAAGACAAACCAGUUGCUUCCGCCAAUCAAACCGGAAUCUUUUACAGUUUGGACAUUGGAAUCCAACCCGACAUUCUCACGGCUAUGGACUUUUGGACGUCCGAAAAGAAGAAAGUCUCAGUAAAUGUGGACGGCACUGCAGUAAGAUACGUUGAUUCGAGCGUGACUAAUUAUCUCAAUCUUAUGCGUUCAACAGCAUCAAAGAUUGGAUGUGCGGAACAUACAUGCAAGGAUGGUGAUCUCUACAAAUUCAGGGCUUACUGCAUCACCAAUGCUCCACCGCUCCAAAACAACGAUGUAAUAUAUGAGGUCGGAAAUGGUGGUUGCUUGAAAGGUGACAACUGCCCAACUGGCAGCGACUGUGUCACUUUUGGACUUUGCAAGGACAAACCAUGAAUUGAGACUGCUAUUUUAUAGCGUAUGCAGUUUGAGAAAUAAAGG